This is a messenger RNA of Ctenocephalides felis (cat flea), 351 nucleotides long. RefSeq names its product PDF receptor-like. Bases 1 to 351 code for a protein of 116 amino acids. The record is from RefSeq and is a predicted model, not a curated record. The transcript has 2 exons. Gene Ontology annotation, cellular component: membrane. Gene Ontology annotation, molecular function: G protein-coupled receptor activity. NCBI's taxonomy places the organism in Eukaryota, Metazoa, Arthropoda, Insecta, Siphonaptera, Pulicidae.
AUGUCAUAUUCAGAAGACUCAGUGUUAUCCAUCUUAUCCCACCAUCUGAACGAUUCUUUUAGUCUGGAAGACAUCAUGGGCAAGUUGAACAGUUCUGAGGAAUUGAAGUGUUUGUUGAUGCAGGAGGAAGAAAAACAGAUGGUCAACUCCAAAGUUGGCGAAGACAAUGUUGUUCAAUGUAAUACUUAUUGGGAUAGUGUUUUGUGUUGGACGUCUACACCAGCUGGAACUACCGCUGUAAAGAACUGUAUGAAGGAGCUGAAUGGAGUGGAAUAUGAUACUACACGAGUAUUGAGUUCCAAAUAUCUAUGGUCAAAGGAUGAUGACAAAUCUAGGCAGCCUUACCCUUAA